This is a messenger RNA of Bacidia gigantensis, 546 nucleotides long. RefSeq lists its product as uncharacterized. The record is from RefSeq and is a predicted model, not a curated record. NCBI's taxonomy places the organism in Eukaryota, Fungi, Ascomycota, Lecanoromycetes, Lecanorales, Ramalinaceae. The transcript has 2 exons. The coding region runs from base 1 to 546 and encodes 181 amino acids.
AUGUACAUCCAUGAAGGGGUCAUUCGGCUCGAGACAGAGCUCGAGAAACAGUAUCGCAGAGCCCGCAACGAUCUGCGAAAGGCGCGACGUGAGUACAAAGACGACAAGACUAUCGAAGAUCUCAUGACUCACAUCACAGCAACUUACCAACAAAUCCUCGAAACAGAAGAUUCCAUCUCCAUCGACCAUAUCGAUAAACAACACAGCAGGGAAGUCCCAUCGAUCCAGCGCUCUUUUGAAAAACUCGAUAACGAGUUCAGGGAGGCAGCUUUGAUUCUCAAGGAGGCGCAAGAUCGCGAAUGCAGCCGGAAGGAGAGAGACCCUCUGUCAUAUCGGUUUGAUAUUAUUUGCAAGUACAGGAUCGAGGCGAUGACACAGUUGGGGGAUGAGCUGCAGCUGCAGAGAUUUCGUAAGGAGGCCCGUCGCCAGUAUCGCUGGAAACGUUUUCGGCAGUGUUUCUUUGGAUGGCUUAAGACGAAGGAACCCAAAGAAAAGGCUUCUGAGAGAGGGCAAGAAGAAGAGGUGAAUCUUAAGUCUCGUCCAUAG